AUGCUUCGUAGCCGGGCUUCUCUCGGUGUCAGCGCCUUUGCGCGGUCAUCCGCUGCCUCGCUUCACCAGCGCUGCUCCUCAAUUGCUGCUGUUCGAGCUUUUGCGACCGAGGCCGCUGCUCCACCACGAGUUCCUAAGCCAGCUUCUCCUGCGCCGGCCGAUCCCACACCAGAGGCUCCCAAACCCCCUCCUACACCACCUCCCGCACCUGUCAUUACCAUCUCAAAGAGCCACAAGGUAGUUGUUGUCGGUGGUGGCCCUGCUGGUCUUGCCAUCAGCCACCAGCUGCUCCGUUCGGGCAAGUUUGCCCAGGAUGAUAUCGCCAUUGUCGACCCUGCCGAGUGGCACCAUUACCAGCCUGGAUGGACUCUAGUUGGCGGUGGCCUCAAGGAGAAGGAGGAGCUUCGGCGGCCAAUGAAGGAGCUCGUCGACCCCCAGUUCAAGUUCUACAACCAGGCUGUUGGCGGGUUCACUCCCGAGCAGAACUUCAUCACCCUUGGAAAUGGCGACAAGAUCGGCUACGAGCAGCUGGUUGUCGCGCCAGGUAUCAAUAUCAACUAUGACAGCGUCAAGGGUCUCCCUGAGGCGCUUGCCGAUAAAGACUCUCUCGUUUCCUCCAUCUACGGCUAUGAUACCGUUAGCAAGGUCUUUGGCACCAUCGAGCGUCUUCGCAAGGGAACCGCCAUCUUCACCCAGCCCGCAGGCGUGAUCAAGUGCGCCGGUGCCCCCCAGAAGAUCAUGUGGCUCGCUCUCGACCACUGGAAGGAGGCUGGCGCUUACGAUCCGGCCAAGCCUUCUGCUUCCGAUAUCAACAUUAGCUUCGCCACUGGCCUCCCCGUCAUGUUUGGUGUGCCCAAGUACAGCGCCAAGCUCGAGGAGCUCCGCAAGGAGCGAGGUGUUGAGGGUCUCUUUCAGCACGACCUUACUGCCAUUGUCGAUGGCAACAAGGCUGUCUUUUCCGGCCCCAACGGGGAGGUGACCAAGACGUUUGACUUCCUGCACGUUACCCCUAAGAUGGGACCUCACGCCUUCGUCAAGAACAGCGCUCUCGCCAACGAGGCUGGUUAUGUUGACGUCGACGACGCCACAACUCGUCACAAGAAGUUUGGUAACGUCUGGUCCGCUGGUGACGCUUCCAGCCUUCCCACCUCCAAGACCGCUGCUGCCAUCACCGCCGAGUCCCCCGUCCUAGUCCGCAACCUUCUCCAGGUCGUCGAGGGCAAGGAGCCUGAUGCUCAGUACGACGGAUACACCUCUUGCCCUCUCCUGACUGAAUACGGAAAGGUGCUCCUUGCCGAGUUCAAGUACGGCGGAGUUCCCCAGGAGACCUUUGGCGACUUCUUCGACAUCGACCAGGCCAUCCCCCGCCGCUCAUUCUACUACCUGAAGAAGGACUUCUUCCCCUGGGUGUACUACUCUUCCAUGGUCAAGGGCACCUGGGCCGGCCCCAAGGGUUGGAUCAACUGA
Clonostachys rhizophaga is the source of this 1467-nucleotide messenger RNA. Lineage: Eukaryota; Fungi; Ascomycota; Sordariomycetes; Hypocreales; Bionectriaceae. The record is from the annotation of a GenBank genome assembly.